This is a messenger RNA of Colossoma macropomum (tambaqui), 1910 nucleotides long. RefSeq lists its product as uncharacterized. Gene Ontology annotation, cellular component: endomembrane system. The transcript is spliced from 6 exons. Lineage: Eukaryota; Metazoa; Chordata; Actinopteri; Characiformes; Serrasalmidae. Gene Ontology annotation, molecular function: ubiquitin protein ligase activity. The record is from RefSeq and is a predicted model, not a curated record. The coding region runs from base 1398 to 1865 and encodes 155 amino acids.
GUCAACCCCUAAAAAAGAUGAGAGAAAAAUAGGAGGAAGAUAAAGAGAGGGAGAGAGAGAGAGAGUGAGAGAGAAAGAGAUUGGAGGAGGGGGACUAGCACGCAGGACGGAAGGAAGGAAGAAGGGAGGGAGUGAGGGAGAGAGAAAGGGAGUGGGUGAGCGGAGUUGCGAGGCAAACCCGGGAUCACAUGAGCACAUAUCUGUUUACAAACUGAAGCUGGGAGGCCGAGGCAGAGAGGAGCAGGAAUCAGAGGAGCUAACACUCCGGGCCCGACACUUAUACACUCCACCCAGGACCCUUUCACAAGAACAAGGAAAUCUGGAUGAGCUGAAUUCUAUCAUCAGCCAUUGUGGGGUCUUUGUUUUAUUUAUUUAUUUUCCUUCUCCUGAAGAAGGAAGGAUUGAGAGACCAGAUGGUUUGAGGCGGAGAGAAAAACACUCCCCCACAUAGGCUGCAUACAUGCAGACGCGCACACAGCGAAGAGAAAUACCAGCCUCAAGCUAGCUGGAGGGUGGUGGAAUAGGACUGUGUGUGCUGCCUUUUGUUUCUCUUUUUUGGAAGGGGGCCUGCGUUCGCUCCAGAGAAGGAGGAAUACCCCUCACGGAUCAGCCAUUUUCAGAAAGACAGAAAGGCUGGAGGACUCUCUGACAUCAAUGAGGGACGAGGCUCGUCCAAACCUUUUGUGAUAGGGCUUGUGGAGGUGGACAAAGACUGUUUUCCAGAGGAUUUUCCUUCUAGAUGGAGCGUCGCCUCACCACUGUCAACCUGGACCAUGGCAUUGUUUUUCAUACAGUUGGACACCUCUUUGUAGGUCACUAGACCAUAAGGUCCACGUAGGCUAUCAUCAAGGAACUGCAGUCCACAACCAUCCAUCUUGAUGACACUGAACGUGGUCUGAGGUUUCUUCUUGUUGUUUUGUUGUGUGUUAGCAUCUCGACUGGGUUCCUUUCUCCAGAGCCUAGGAAAGCUAGCAAGGACACGGCUAACGUUAGUAUGGGAGCACGCUCUUUGUCUUUGUGACAAGGCGACCGUUGGUCGACAACAAGCUAACGUUAAUUCGUCUGUGUGUCGAUAUCGACGACGACGAUUAAAUUAAGGGAACAAGGGGUGGGGGGAGAAAAUGAAUGAAGUAACGUUAAAGACAAAAACGAAAUAAGACAUCAGCGAGGGGGCGAGUUCUUUCUCGCUUCUUCUCUUCGAGCUUCCGCAAUUUUUUGACUAGGACGAGAUUCAGCACGGAUAAACAAAGUGGACGCGACGCUUAGCUUCUGGCUUUUGGCUGUAAAGCGUCGUGAGGAAAAGUGUGGGGCUGCCCGUUUGGUUUGGACUCCCUCAGCCUUCUCUUCGCCUCACCAAACCCUGAACCCACCGAGCUAGCCUUUCGGACUCGAGUUACAUGCAACCAUUCCAAUGGUGUAACGGCUGCCUCUGUGGUCUAGGGCUGCAGCGUUCAGACUGCGAUAUGACGUCGGAGGAUCUGUAUCACCUGCCGCUCAAUGUGUAUGUCAUCGUACUGGGCAUUGGCCUUUUUGUCUUUAUGCUCAGCGUCAUCUUCUGCUGCUACCUGUUCAGGUUGAAACAGCAAGACACUAGACAGCAGUACAGCUACAAUGAGGUGGUGCUGAAAGGGGCGGGGAAGAAGCUGAGCCUUCUGGGACAGCCCUGUGCGGUCUGUCUAGAGGAAUUUAAAGCCCGUGAUGAGCUGGGUGUGUGUCCAUGCUCUCACACCUUCCAUAAGAAGUGCCUGUUGAAAUGGCUGGAGAUCCGCAGCGUCUGCCCCAUGUGCAACAAGCCAAUUAUGCGACUACACAAUGACAACACUCCGCGUGGGGCCGAGGGGCCACAAGACCCUGAGGAGGUGUGACCCUGAAAAAUGUAACCACCCAAAAAAAACAAAAAAAUUACAAAA